AUGGUGAAAGUUGCAGUAGUGGGAGCCUCGGGGGGCAUUGGACAGCCGCUCUCCUUGUUGUUAAAGUUGAACCCUCUCGUGUCGGAGCUGGCGCUCUACGAUGUGAGAUUGGCUCAGGGAGUGGCCAAGGACCUCUCUCACAUCAGCACCAACGCCGUGUGCAAAGGCUUCGACAAGGACCAGAUAGCUGAAGCGUUGCGUGGUGCCCAUGUGGUUUUAAUUCCUGCAGGGGUACCCCGGAAGCCAGGGAUGACACGUGACGACCUGUUCAAGAUCAAUGCAGGCAUAGUGAAGGGCAUCGUGACUGCGAUCGGGCAGCAUUGCCCCGACGCGCGUAUCCUGAUCAUCUCGAACCCCGUGAACAGCACCGUGCCCAUUGCCGUCGAGACGUUGAAGGCUAUGGGUAAGUUCUACCCUGGCAACGUGAUGGGCGUCACCACCCUGGACGUGGUGCGCGCCGAGACGUUCCUCGCGGACUACCUGAUCGCUCAGAAGAAAAACAGCCUCUCCAAGCAGUUCGACAAGACCAAGAUGUACAAGGACGUCACUGUGAUCGGUGGCCACUCCGGCAACACUAUUGUCCCAGUCCUGAAGAAAAAGCCGCUAAUCAGCACCCUGGCCUCUUCGUACGACGAGUUCGUGCAGCGCGUGCAGUUUGGCGGCGACGAAGUCGUCAAGGCCAAGGACGGCGCGGGCUCUGCGACGCUAUCGAUGGCCCUCGCCGGCUACAGAUUUGCCGAACAGGUCCUCAAGAGUAUCCAUCGCGAGAACACCCCACCGAUCCCCACCUACGUCUACUUACCCGGGAUCGCCAACGGCGUCAAGGCCCAGGCAAAGCUAUCCAGCUCUCUGGAGUAUUUCUCCUUGCCCGCCAACUUGCUCGACGGCCGCGUCACCAGCGUGGACGACACAAUCCUCGACUCCCUUUCCCCACAGGAGAGGAAGCUGGUCGAACGCGCGGUCAAAGAGCUCGGUAGUAACAUAGACAAGGGCAAGAAGUUCGUUAACGGCAACGCCAAGCUAUAA
Torulaspora globosa is the source of this 1026-nucleotide messenger RNA. It is a transcript of the gene MDH3, whose product is annotated as malate dehydrogenase MDH3. The transcript has a single exon. Gene Ontology annotation, biological process: tricarboxylic acid cycle; malate metabolic process. Lineage: Eukaryota; Fungi; Ascomycota; Saccharomycetes; Saccharomycetales; Saccharomycetaceae. The coding region runs from base 1 to 1026 and encodes 341 amino acids. Gene Ontology annotation, molecular function: L-malate dehydrogenase (NAD+) activity. Gene Ontology annotation, cellular component: mitochondrion; cytoplasm. The record is from RefSeq and is a predicted model, not a curated record.